AUGGUUCAAUCUAUAGGUGUGACUUUUCCUGAAAAUGCAUGUCUGUUUAUCCUAAACAGUGCAUCUGUUCAGAACAAGAAGCAUCUGUUCGAAAAUAGUGCAUCAGUUCAUGAAGCAGUGCAACCUUAUGCAGCAACAUCAGUUCGAAAAGGCACCAGAAUGUCACUUCGUGAAUCAGACCCAACAUCAACAUCAUCUCCGCCUCCUUCACCAUCACCUUUAUCUCUGUCACCAUCACCAUCAUCUCGGCCUUCACCAGCACCAGCAUCUUCGCCGUCAUCAUCAACAUCAUCUCCGCCUCCUUCACCAUCACCAUUAUCUCCGUCACCAUCACCAUCAUCUCGGCCUUCACCAGCACCAGCACCUUUGCCGUCAUCAUCAACAUCAUCUCCGCCUCCUUCACCAUUACCAUUAUCUCCGCCACCUUCACCGUCACCAUCACCAUCACCACCACCUCGGCCAUUAGCAGCACCAUCACCUUCGCCAUCACCUACGCCACCUUCACCAUCAACAUCAUCACCACCUCAGCCACCACCUUCGCCAUCACCAUCACCGCCAGCUCCAUCGUCAACACCAAAAACACCACCUCCGCCGUCAACAGACUCAUCACCUUUAAUUCCUCAUUUUCUCAGCGGCCCUGGUGGUUCGGGUUCUACAAUUCCUGGUAUUCCUGGCAUCUCAAUUGGUUCUGGUAAUAACCCAACGCCUUCGUCACCAUCACCACCAGUUAAUAAGUCACCUCCUCCACCUUCACAAUGUAAGCCAUCACCACCUGGUCAGUCUGCAAAGCUACCUUCACCAGCAAAGCAACCACCACCUCCACCACCAGUUAAGGAACCAUCUCCACCACCACCACCACCACUUUCUAAGAAAACGCCUCCACCAGCUCCUGCACCAUUAAUUGCUAAUCCACCAGAAAUGGCACCAUCUCCAUCACCAGUUGCUCAGCCACCUGUAAUACUAUUAGCACCAUUUCCAUCACCAGUAGCGAAACAACCCCUUAUUCCACGUAUACCAAUUAAGCCGUUUGAACCUCCAUCUCUUCCCGCCUCCAAGACUGCAACCGUCAGUGGCCUUGUGCAUCAGGAGCGAAUUUAA
Messenger RNA from Capsicum annuum, 1098 nucleotides. RefSeq names its product vegetative cell wall protein gp1-like. Lineage: Eukaryota; Viridiplantae; Streptophyta; Magnoliopsida; Solanales; Solanaceae. The record is from RefSeq and is a predicted model, not a curated record. The transcript is spliced from 4 exons. Bases 1 to 1098 code for a protein of 365 amino acids.